GAUGAACGUCUUGUUGAAUGGAUUAAUCCGAUAUAUCUAGAUGUUGGUGUUGUAUCGGACAUACGAGAGCGUUUUGAGGAUGAAUCUGAAAUAGAGCUUCAAGACUUCCUCUUGGAGGAAAAAUACGACCAGGUUGUAAAAGCACUUCGAGACAGCAGCCUUCACUGGCAAACAAUUGGCCCGGCAAAUAAAAGACAUUAUGAACGCGCAUGUCCAGAUACUACCCAGGCUGUUCUUCGGGAACUGAGUGAUAUUCUSAAGUCCACUUCGAUGUUUAAACUUCUUAGAACAUUGACAGGCCUUGACUUGGCAGACACACCUCUCACCGCUGAAGAAGAUGAUAAGGUAGAGGACGAACAAGAAGAAGAAAGACCUUCCCCAGURAAUCCACGCUGUCGGAGUGAAAUUCGGCGAUGGCGCCAUGGUAGUUACACACUAGUACACGAUACUGACCCCGAGAAGGCCGAGUAUGCUCUCGAUGCUAUGCUAUUCUGCGGCUGUGAAGGUUGGAACAGUGACCAAUGGGGUGGAUUUACAUCAUAUCUAGCCAAUGAGGAAGAUGAGGAGCUCCUUUCWGUCCACCCAUUGGCAAAUUCYCUGGCUUUAGUGUAUCGCGAUAUGGACACUCUGAAGUUCGUCAAACAYGUCAACUACAGGUCUGUCAAUGAUUCAGCCUCGUCACAUACUGGACAAGGAUUUUGUGAUUUCCAYAAUGUCUAUUACGAAUAGAUUGUCAAUAAGAAGAGUAUAAACUGUUUUCAAAUCAAUAAAAAUGAACUUUAUAUUAUUA
Molecule: messenger RNA, 790 nt
Organism: Exaiptasia diaphana
Lineage: Eukaryota; Metazoa; Cnidaria; Anthozoa; Actiniaria; Aiptasiidae
Product: prolyl 3-hydroxylase OGFOD1
Biological process (GO): peptidyl-proline hydroxylation; regulation of translational termination
Cellular component (GO): cytoplasm
Molecular function (GO): peptidyl-proline dioxygenase activity; L-ascorbic acid binding; iron ion binding
Source: RefSeq, a predicted model, not a curated record